GAUAUGGCAAGAACCAAGCAAACAGCUCGUAAAUCCACCGGCGGCAAAGCCCCUAGGAAGCAGUUGGCCACCAAGGCCGCCCGUAAAAGUGCCCCGGCUACCGGCGGCGUUAAGAAGCCUCACCGCUACAGGCCCGGUACCGUAGCUCUCCGUGAGAUCCGUCGUUACCAGAAGUCGACUGAGCUCCUCAUCCGCAAGUUGCCAUUCCAGCGUCUUGUUAGAGAGAUCGCCCAGGACUUCAAGACCGACCUUCGCUUCCAGAGCUCCGCCGUCAUGGCUCUACAGGAAGCCAGCGAGGCUUACCUCGUCGGGCUGUUUGAGGACACAAAUCUGUGCGCCAUCCACGCCAAGAGAGUCACCAUCAUGCCAAAAGAUAUCCAGCUAGCCCGUCGUAUCCGCGGCGAGAGAGCUUAA
Nerophis lumbriciformis (worm pipefish) is the source of this 414-nucleotide messenger RNA. The record is from RefSeq and is a predicted model, not a curated record. Lineage: Eukaryota; Metazoa; Chordata; Actinopteri; Syngnathiformes; Syngnathidae.